AUGUCCACGUAUCUUGGAACCAUGCCGGUCUUGACCUGUCAAACAACCAACUCUUCUUCUGAUACAAACUUUACGGAGCUUACAACGGGUACCUCUAUCAAGACACAUAACAACGGGUCCUUUGUCGUCCUCGAUCACCAAAACGAUCUUGCCAAUGAGCGACAACCACCCACCCUAUCCACUCCAGAAAACAAAGCAGCUGAGAUACGAGGACAUUAUGAAUCGAAUCCACCUGACGUCGCGGCUGAAAUGGAAAAGUGGUUUGAAGCAGCUGACAGAUAUGGGUUUUUGGAGGAUGAUAAGCUAUUUACACCCGAUGUCAAUCAGGCAGAGAAGGAAGCGGAACGCGCUACAAAGUGGGCUGGGAUGGCACAGCAUGCACAACUUCAUGGUGAAGACCUUCAUACUUUUAUCGUCAAUUCCAAGUUCAUCAAGCGUGUGUAUAAAGGAAUUCCAGACUGCUGGCGGCGGGAUGCAUGGUACUUUACGUUGACCAACGGAUUACAAAAAGCAAAUAACGACGACGCGUUACGAGAACAAUACAAGGUGUUGUUAUCGGAACCAUCAUCGCAUGAGCGACAAAUUGAUCUUGACAUUCCUCGAACAAUGCAUGGCCAUAUCAUGUUCCGGCAGCGGUAUGGUCAAGGACAAAGGGCAUUAUUCAACGUGCUUCGAGCAUUUUCAGGGUUCGACAAGGAGGUGGGCUAUUGUCAAGGCAUGACCAAUAUUGCUGCCAUGUUACUCAUGUAUUGCGAAGAGGAGCGAGCAUACACUGCACUUGUGCACAUGUUUCUCCGUGAUGGAUUGCAUGAUCUCUUUGUACCAGGAUUUCCUGCACUCAUGGAAAGUUUCUUCAUCCAGGAGCGGCUCGUGGAACGAUACUUGACUCGCUUGUACAGGCAUUUGCAUUCGAUUGAUGUAACGAGUGCUGCCUAUGCGACUCGAUGGUACAUUACAAUGUUCACAGGAGGCGUCGUCAAGUACCAAACCCUUUUACGGAUCUGGGAUGUCUAUUUCUUGGAAGGAUUCAAUGUCUUUUAUUUUGUCGCCAUCGCGUUGCUCAAGACCUUUCAAUAUCAACUCUUGUCUCGAAACUUUGAAAGCUGCAUGACUUUGUUGAGCUCCACGCUGACAGUGCCGGAUGAUGACAAGUUCAUGAAACUGGUCAAAAAGUUACAUGACCGAUACUCGCAUCGCAUCCCUGCAUUACGACAUGAAUAUGCAAAAAUCCACAAAUCUUGA
This is a messenger RNA of Lichtheimia ornata, 1242 nucleotides long. RefSeq lists its product as uncharacterized. The transcript is spliced from 10 exons. The record is from RefSeq and is a predicted model, not a curated record. The coding region runs from base 1 to 1242 and encodes 413 amino acids. NCBI's taxonomy places the organism in Eukaryota, Fungi, Mucoromycota, Mucoromycetes, Mucorales, Lichtheimiaceae.